Molecule: messenger RNA, 2202 nt
Organism: Tetranychus urticae (two-spotted spider mite)
Lineage: Eukaryota; Metazoa; Arthropoda; Arachnida; Trombidiformes; Tetranychidae
Cellular component (GO): cytoplasm
Molecular function (GO): protein binding
Source: RefSeq, a predicted model, not a curated record
UUGACUGUAUUUAUUCGGUUGAUUUAAGUUUGAACUUAUUUAUCAACAAGUUUCUUACUGUUUUAUUUGUGAUUUUUUAUACAUUUUGUUUUUACUCAAAUUUAUUUAUUUUUUCUGUGUUCUGAUUAAUAUGUUUUCAACUGAGCCAAUUACUCCGUCUGAAAGUUCAGAGUUUAGUGAUGCAAUCGCAAAAUAUGACCAAGAACCUCCAUCCACAAAUGUCUAUUAUUUUGGUUAUGCAAAAGAAUACUUUCCAUCAUGUCGUGCCUGUGUCUUGGGCCAAACUGACAAACAGAUUGAUAAAAGGUUGAAUGAUAAACUAAUUUCUGGUUCCGAUUUCCGUGCUAAUGAUUUUGAGGAUUAUAUACACUCACAUGAUGCUGUUGAUGUUAUUGAUGUUAUAGAUGAAGAUGAACCCAAUUCUAAACGACUACGGCUUCGAAGUAAUGGUUCAACCUUUGGUCCUGUCUCUAAGAAAAUGUUUAUAGAUGCAAUGGAAGUUGACCAGAUUACUGAUAUAAGUCUAAACCAUUCACCAAUUGCUUCUUUUGAUCAUUCUAUGUGGUUAUUGAUGAAAAAUGUUGCUCAUCUUUCACUUGUUGGCUGCCAUUUAGAGAUUGUUCCAGAUGAACUCAAGCUUUUUACAAAUUUGCAAUCUCUUAAUUUGGGUUAUAAUCAGAUUCGGUCAAUACCUGAAUGGCUUGGCUCUUUAUCUCAUCUGAAAUCACUGAGUUUGGACGGUAAUCGGUUGACAAGUCUACCCGAUACAAUUUGUGAUUUAAUCCAUCUCGAAUAUUUAACCAUUGGAACCAAUGAGAUAUCAUAUUUACCUGAGAAAUUCGGUCGAUUGACAAAACUUAAAACUUUCGACGCUUCUUUCAACAAACUUAACGAAAUACCUGAUUCUUUUGGCUCUCUUAACUCCUUGGAAAUUAUUGAACUGGGAAGAAAUCAGAUUGAAAAGAUGCCCAAAUCUCUGGCUGGACUAUCUAAUUUAAUUAUUCUUGAUUUUUCGGACAACAAUCUAGAAAAAUUACCAAAUUCUGUUGGAUUCAGCGGUACAAUAAAAAAUAUCCACCUCGACAAUAACAGUUUGUAUGAACUCCCCGAAUGGUUCAAUGAUCUGCCCAAUCUUGUUAAAUUUACCUGCAAAUGUAACAAACUGCAAGGGGAAGCUCUUUCUCCAAAUUUCCUUAUGAAUAGCAAAAAUUUGCAAGAGAUUAACUUCAAUGGAAAUUUAAUCAACACUUUGCCGGAAACUUUCUCCUCAUUUGAGAAACUUGUAUUCCUUGAGUUGGGUAGUCCACUAAUGUUUCCCGAAAGGAGGCCUGACUUGAAGAAUGGCAAUCGUUUAAGGACUCUUCCUGUUCAAUUUGGAUUGUAUUUGAGCAAUUUAAUGGAGUUGCGAAUAGAUGAGAAUGAUUUGGACAGUUUACCUGAACAUUUUGGCAUUGGUUUAAUUAAUUUACGAAAGCUCAAUCUUUAUCACAACAAUUUAACACAGCUUCCAGACUCUAUAUGCUCUAUGAAAAAUCUCGAAGAGUGCAUCUUAUCUUAUAACGGGCUGAAAGAACUGCCAGAAAACUUGGGUGAUCUCGUAAAUUUAAAGCUACUGAGGCUUGACUGUAAUGAGCUUGAUAAACUUCCACAUUCGUUCUCAAAACUAUGCAAUUUGACCCAUUUGGAUUUAUAUGGAAACAAAUUCAAUCAUUAUCCAGAGAUACUUUUAAAAUUAGAAAAGAUUAAAUAUAUUGGAAUGCAAGCUGGAGAUUUUGAGUCGGAUGAAGGUUUGACUGAAGCUGAUGGUCAAACAAUGGAUACUAAAUGUGAACAAAAUUUUCCCGAAAACUACGCUAAUACGGAUAUAACUUGGUAAACUGAAAUUCGGGUUAAAAUUUUGAUUGUUGAAUCAAGCUGUCUUGUGGACUUGAAUUUCUAAUUUGUGGUUAGUGAUGAAAAUACAGCAUUUGUAAACGCAAUGAUUUCCAAAAUUCAUGUUUAAUUUACAAAAGGGCAAUUUUGAAAAAUCUGUGAAAAUGCAAGUACAUUAAGAGCCACCUCUUAACCAACAUCAUGAUUAUUUAAUUCAGCUGAAAUGUAAAUUUUGUUAUCUACAAUUCAACAUAAAUUGGUAUCUUUAAUUCUAAUGUAAUAGGCAAGAAAGCGAAGAGAAAUAUUUAAAUAUAUUUUCGUCAAACGUAA